AUGGAUGCAUUGAAUUCCAGAGAACAGCAGGAGUUCCAAAAGUUGGUGGAACAAAAACAAAUGAAAGAUUUCAUGCGUUUAUACUCCAACUUGGUUGAGAGAUGUUUCAGUGACUGUGUUAAUGACUUCACCUCCUCUAAAUUGACAAGCAAGGAACAAUCCUGUAUAAUGAGAUGCUCUGAGAAAUUCUUAAAACACAGUGAACGUGUGGGACAGCGUUUCCAAGAACAAAAUGCGGCUUUAAACCAAAGUUUGGGUCGUUAA
Eremothecium cymbalariae DBVPG#7215 is the source of this 264-nucleotide messenger RNA. RefSeq names its product protein transporter TIM9 (gene TIM9). NCBI's taxonomy places the organism in Eukaryota, Fungi, Ascomycota, Saccharomycetes, Saccharomycetales, Saccharomycetaceae. The record is from RefSeq and is a predicted model, not a curated record. The coding region runs from base 1 to 264 and encodes 87 amino acids. The transcript has a single exon.